UAGCGUCGUCAUUGUCUCACAUGUUUCGUCGCUGCAUACAUGCUUCUUGGGUCUCUGCUCGAAGGGUAUUCCGCCGAGUUAGUUGUCCGUACCGCACCUUUAGCGCUUUACGAAGUUGCACGCGUAAUGUCAUCCGCAUCCUGCGAACAGCCCGCAAACCGUCCCAUUCCCACCAUAUCAUGCAAUUCGGAAAGAACUCCUGUGCACGCCGGUGGCGCUGAUAGUGCACCCAUAGAUUUCUGCACACAGCAACUCGUGGGCGUCGGCAUCUCACUUUCACCACUCACACGUCGAGAAGUUGCCAACGCUGGAUCACAGAAAGCUUCGCUCUUUAUCGACCUGCGUAGUAACGAGAGAGACGAUGGGGACAUCGCUGGAUGGAUGCCAGCUUUGUUUCAAUCCCCUGGAACGGAGUCGCUCCGUGUCCCGAACGUCGUUUCGCCUCUCGCUUCGUCCGACAUCCAAGAAAUAACGGCCGACGAAUAUCAACAGUCGCUGCGGAGGAAGGCGGUCGAGAAUGGCCAUGACGUCAGGGCGAACGACGUCGAACCUGCAAUGUCGGCAUCGCAGGCGGCGGCUGUCCUGGAAUGUCUACGGUCUACGAGUGGAGAACGGAAGGUGCGUGGAGUUGAAGCCCACAUCGUGGGAGCUAAGCGGAUGGAAUCUAAGAAGAUCGGAAGUUCAACUACCGUGGGGGGUGGCGAUGGCAAUUCCGGGGAGACAGUACCUGUGCACGUUGGUGGUGUAAACGAGGUGGAACACCACGUCGGGCGCAGUGCAGCGUGGGCGGACGCAUCGGACGGGGGAGGCGAGUUUUUCAAGAGUCGACAUCAAUAUCCGACAUCCAAUCCACAUGACGCCAAUGAUAUCGAGUCGAUAGAUUCGCCCACGCAAUGCUGCGGUGGAUGGACGAACGAUGAGACCGUGGCGUUGAUCGACUCGAAGGGCAUGCAUGAGGCCGGUCGGCUUUUGGAGCUCUCACCCACAGGCAGUAUAAGCGGAGCCAGGCGGACGUGGGAGACAACAUAUGAAGAGAGCAGGCGUGGGUGGGAACACAUUGCCGGGCUCAUGCGCUCCGAAGGCCACAAACGGGGUGCCACGCAGUGCAGAAGUCGGUGGAGAUGUCUGUGGUCGUCGUUCAAGACCGCGAGGCGUUAUAUGGUCCGAGAUGAUCAGCCGCCGUACUGGGAGAUGAGCGUGGAAGACCGCCGAGACUGCGGGUUGGAGACUCACUUCACGCGUGAGUGGUUCGAACUGAUACAAUCGUACUCGCAGCAAUGGGACAGUUGUAUUCCACAUCGCGGUAUUCGUAUAAGUAAGGUCGGGGCGAACGGCGAGGAAAGCAACCACAAUCAGCAUGCCGAGCAUCGAGGACAGGGCACGCCGAAGAAGCCGCGUACGGUUGUGGAGGAGCUUGAGAAGACCGUGAAGGAUUUGUGUAACACCGCCUCGACGUGCACCGCCAGGCAGGUCGAACUGCUGGACCUCCAUUCCGAACGGAUUGCGUCUCUUCAGAGGGAGAGCGCAAAGAACUUCGUGGCAACGAUGGAGGCAGCUUGGAGGGUCGUUUCCGAUAUCAUGCGGGACGAGCGACAUCUCCUUCUGCCCUUAUUGGACAGAGGUAUCGCGGUCGUCAGUACCGAGGAUGGUUCCAGGACCUCGUACACGAUGUCCAUCUUCCGCGGUUUCACAGGUGCACUCAAUCCUAGCCGCACGAUUUACUACGUGGGAACAUAUCGCUGCAUCAAGUACUCCGUCAUGGAUGGGGACUCGCCGGCCAGCUUUGGUAACGAAUUCCGAUCUAUAUCAUGCCCUACGGUCUCCGGUUUGCUCUUCAGUCGUCGAAAUUUUCUCCAAGAUGGGAGCUACCUAUACGCUUGGGAAAAAAGUAAUAGGACAGUUCUAGGUAUUGAUCUCAUUAGUGGAGCGGUAACCGCGAUCCCGCAAAUUAGAGAUCAGGCAGUGGGGGAUUUUGCGUUGACACAAGAUGGGUGCAACAUGUUCGCCAUCGCUGGGAAGAGUAUCAUGCGGGCAGAUUUCGAUAAACCAGGAGGAAAGGUGGUUAAGGUAGAGUACGUGACGACCUAUGCCUCUCAACAUUACGACAUCAGGACCGCUUCUCUCGAUAAUGACGGCAGUCAUUUGUACGUGGCGACGUCGAAUGGCCAGCUGUUACAAUUUCCAAUCAACAAGUCCGCUCUAGGGGAAUGCAGCGGUGCACUUCCAACACCAGCCGCUCCGACGGGGGCUGCCUCGGCCUAUCAAUCGCCAUCGCCAGCACCAUCAACCGGUGCAUCUCCAGCAGCCGGAGCAUUGUCUUCGGCAGGACACGAUGGGAGUAGUACAGGUGUCAGUGGUAGAUUGGCCGACACGCUGUCAAGUCCUUCGCCGACAACCGUCCGAACGCCACCAAGGGGACGUGUCAACGUCGGCGUGCAAGCUUGCAGCUUUGUGGCAGCUUGUCUGGUCUCCGCUGUUCUUGGUGGCGCUUUAGUGCUCCUCGUUUCUCGAUCUAGAAAAUCAGCGAAGGCAGAAUCUGGUGUUAUGACCGCGAUGUCUACUGCUCUCGAACACCCCGUAGAACGGUGUUCUGCUCUUGAACACCCGGUACAACGGUGUUCUGCUCUCGAACGCCCCAGUUGAGGCUACAGCAGCUGUCCUUACGUUCGUCUUCUUUCUUUUUCUUGUGUGUGUGGUGUUUGGCUGCAAUCUUACAGAUCGAGCAGCCUGUCCCUCGGGUCCAGCAUUGGUCACCCCAGCGGAGUUUCUUGUCUUGUCCUUCGCUGCUGCUGAGGCUUCUUUAGUCUGUUUGCGGGGGAGCGACCGCUGUACGUCUCUCGUUACCCCGUUUUUUAAUAUUUUUUUUCGUUGGCGCUUUCUUCUGAGGGGGUAGCCCUGCCCUUCACUCUAUCGAAUCCUUUUGGGUUUGAAGCCUUUAUAAUCAGGGUCUAUUGACAGUUACACAACUUUGCCCGGCGCUUUCCUUAUUUUCUGUUUUCUGGGUCUCUCGCAGGGGGGUGGCGGCUGAGGGUACAUUCAUUCUGGCGCGGGAUAAUUCACGGGUAACAGGACCGCGGAAUGAAUUUCCCAAUUAAAU
Molecule: messenger RNA, 3097 nt
Organism: Chara braunii
Lineage: Eukaryota; Viridiplantae; Streptophyta; Charophyceae; Charales; Characeae
Source: the annotation of a GenBank genome assembly